Messenger RNA from Zootoca vivipara (common lizard), 9239 nucleotides. The record is from RefSeq and is a predicted model, not a curated record. NCBI's taxonomy places the organism in Eukaryota, Metazoa, Chordata, Lepidosauria, Squamata, Lacertidae.
AGGGAGGGCAGGAUUUGGGGAGGGGGGUGAAAGAAAAGUAGGGGAAAUGGAAAUGGGAGCCCUCCCAAGGGCUGAGACUUGAACCGAGGCCCCUGGGAUUCCGCGUCUCUCUGCCAGUUCCGGGUUCCCCCUGGCAGGAAUCUCUGGGGUGCCGCGAUCCUGGCUCCCCUUUGGGUGGAGAAUCAGAGAGAGGGAGUCCAUGGAAGGGUUAAAGGGGGCGAGAGAGGCCUGGAUAGUCUCCCUUCUCUCCCCCCUCCCUGCUCACCUGGCGAGGCCCCUCCGAAGGUUGGGAGGGGGAGGGGCCGCCAUUCACAUUCCCGGAAGAGGAGCAGGUCGGCAGAGGAGGAGGAAAAAGAGACAAGAAGCAAUGGAGAAGGCCGCCAGAAAUCUGGGGGACCAUUUCAAUGCAAAUAACGAAGAAGACAUUAAAAAACCAUUUCAAUGCAUGGAGUGCGGAAAGAGAUUCAGUCAGAGUGGAACACUAAGAAGACAUCAACGGACUCACACGGGGGAGAAACCAUUUGAAUGUAUGGAGUGUGGAAAGAGCUUCAGCCAGAGUGGAGAACUUAGAAUUCAUCAACGGAUUCACACGGGGGAGAAACCAUUUAAAUGCGUGGAGUGUGGAAAGAGCUUCACUGAGAGUGGAAAACUUAGAAAUCAUCAACGGAUUCACACAGGGGAGAAACCAUUUGAAUGUAUGGAGUGUGGAAAGAGCUUCAGUUGGAGUGGAGAACUUAGAAUUCAUCAACGGAUGCACACGGGGGAGAAACCAUUUAAAUGCGUGGAGUGUGGAAAGAGCUUCAGCCAGAGUGGAGAACUUAGAAUUCAUCAACGGAUUCACACGGGGGAGAAACCAUUUGAAUGUAUGGAGUGCGGAAAGAGCUUCAGUCGGAGUGGAGAUCUUAGAAUUCAUCAACGGAUUCACACGGGGGAGAAACCAUUUAAAUGCGUGGAGUGUGGAAAGAGCUUCAGUCGGAGCGGACACCUUAGAAUUCAUCAACGGAUUCACACAGGGGAUAAACCAUUUGAAUGCAUGGAGUGUGGAAAGAGCUUCAGUCAGAGUGGAACACUUAGAAUUCAUCAACGGACUCACACGGGGGAGAAACCAUUUAAAUGUAUGGAGUGUGGAAAGAGCUUCUGCCAGAGUGAAGAACUUAGAAUUCAUCAACGGAUUCACACGGGGGAGAAACCAUUUAAAUGCGUGGAGUGUGGAAAGAGCUUCAGUCGGAGCGGACGCCUUAGAAUUCAUCAACGGAUUCACACAGGGGAUAAACCAUUUGAAUGCAUGGAGUGUGGAAAGAGCUUCAGUCAGAGUGGAACACUUAGAAUUCAUCAACGGACUCACACGGGGGAGAAACCAUUUAAAUGUAUGGAGUGUGGAAAGAGCUUCUGCCAGAGUGAAGAACUUAGAAUUCAUCAACGGAUUCACACGGGGGAGAAACCAUUUAAAUGUAUGGAGUGCGGGAAGAGCUUCAGUCAGAGUGGACAGCUUAGAAUUCAUCAACGGACUCACACAGGGGAGAAACCAUUUAAAUGUAUGGAGUGCGGGAAGAGCUUCAGUCAGAGUGGACAGCUUAGAAUUCAUCAACGGACUCACACAGGGGAGAAACCAUUUAAAUGUAUGGACUGUGGAAAGAGCUUCAGUAGAUGUGACAGCCUUAAUUUACAUAAUCAAACUCACACAGGGGGGAAAACCUUUGAAUGCAUGGAGUGUGGAAAGAGCUUCAGUCAUAGUGGAACACUUAGAAUUCAUCAACGGAGUCACAUGGAGGAGAAACCAUUUGAAUGCAUGGAGUAUGGAAAGAGCUUCAGUCGGAGUGGAACACUAAGAAUUCAUCAACGGACUCACACGGGGGAGAAACCAUUUAAAUGUAUGGAGUGUGGAAAGAGCUUCAGCCAGAGUAGACACCUUAGAAACCAUCAACGGAUUCACACGGGGGAGAAACCAUUUAAAUGCAUGGAGUGUGGAAAGAGCUUCAGUCAGAGUGGAAGCCUUAGAAACCAUCAACGGACUCACACGGGGGAGAAACCAUUUAAAUGCAUGGAGUGUGGAAAGAGCUUCAGUCAGAGUGGACACCUUAGAAACCAUCAACGGACUCACACAGGGGAUAAACCAUUUAAAUGCAUAGAGUGUGGGAAGAGCUUCAAAUGGAGUGGAAACCUUAGAAUUCAUCAACGGACUCACACGGGGGAUAAACCAUUUGAAUGCAUGGAGUGUGGAAAGAGCUUUAGUCAGAGUGGACACCUUAGAACUCAUCAACGGACUCACACUGGUGAGAAACCAUUUAAAUGCAUGGAGUGUGGAAAGAGCUUCACUUAUAGUGGAUCACUAAGAGUUCAUCAACGGACUCACACGGGGGAGAAACCAUUUAAAUGCAUGGAGUGUGGGAAGAGCUUCACUGACAGUGGAACACUUAGGAAACAUCAACGGACUCACACGGGAGAGAAACCAUUUAAAUGCAUGGAGUGUGGAAAGAGCUUCAGUCAGAGUGGUGAACUUAGAAAACAUCAACGGACUCACACAGGAGAGAAACCAUUUAAUUGCAUGGAGUGUGGAAACAGCUUCAGUCAGAGUCGUGAACUUAGAAACCAUCAACGGAUUCACACGGGGGAGAAACCAUUUAAAUGCAUGGAAUGUGGAAAGAGCUUCACUGACAGUGGAACACUUAGAAAACAUAAACGGACUCACACGGGGGAGAAACCAUUUAAAUGCAUGGAGUGUGGAAAGAGCUUCAGUCAGAGUGGAAACCUGAAUUUGCAUCAUCAGACUCACACGGGGGAGAAACCAUUUAAAUGCAUGGAGUGUGGAAAGAGCUUCACUGACAGUGGAACACUUAGGAAACAUCAACGGACUCACACGGGGGAGAAACCAUUUAAAUGCAUGGAGUGUGGAAAGUGCUUCAGUCGGAGUGAAGACCUGAAUUCACACCAUCAAACUCACACAGGACAGAAACCAUUUAAAUGCAUGGAGUGUGGAAAGAGCUUCAGUGUAAGUGGAACACUUAGAAUUCAUCAACGGAAUCACACUGGGGAAAAACCAUUCCAAUGCAUGGAGUGUGGAAAGAGCUUCACUAAUAGUGGAACAUUUAGAAGACAUCAACGGAUUCACACUGGGGAAAAACCAUUCCAAUGCAUGGAGUGUGGAAGGAGCUUUAGUGUAAGUGGAACACUUAGAAAACAUCAACACAUUCACACUGGGGAGAAAACAUUUAAAUGUACAGAAUGUGGAAAGAGCUUCAGUUGGAGUGGUGACCUUAGAAACCAUCAACGGACUCACACAGGAGAGAAACCAUUUAAAUGCAUGGAGUGUGGAAAGAGCUUCAGUUGGAGUGGUGACCUUAGAAAACAUCAACGGACUCACAUGGGGGAGAAACCAUUUAAAUGUAUGGAGUGUGGAAAGAGCUUCAGUCACAGUGGACACUUUAGAAUUCAUCAACGGAAUCACACUGGGGAGAAACCAUUUAAAUGUAUAGAGUGUGGAAAGAGCUUCACUGAGCGUGGAACACUUAGAAAACAUCAACAAAUUCACACAGGGGAGAAACCAUUUAUAUGCAUGGAAUGUGGGAAGAGCUUCAGUUGGAGUGGACACCUUAAAAUCCAUCAACGGACUCACACGGGGGAGAAACCAUUUAAAUGCAUGGAGUGUGGAAAGUGCUUCAGUAGGAGUGACAAGCUGAAUUUGCAUCAUCAGACUCACACAGGAGAUAAAGUAUUGAAAUGCAUGGUGUGUGGAAAGAGCUUCAGUCAGAAUGGUGACCUUAGAAAGCAUCAACGGACUCACACAGGAGAGAAACCAUUUAAAUGCAUGGAGUGUGGAAAGAGCUUCACUGAUAGUGGAACACUUAGAAAACAUCAUCGGACUCACACGGGGGAGAAACCAUUUAAAUGCAUGGAGUGUGGAAAGUGCUUCAGUAGGAGUGACAAGCUGAAUCUGCAUCAUCAGACUCACACAGGAGAUAAACCAUUUAAAUGCCUGGAGUGUGGAAAGAGAUUUAGUCAGAGUGGAAAGCUUAGAAUUCAUCAACGGACUCACACGGGGGAGAAACCAUUUCAAUGCUUGGAGUGUGGAAAGAGUUUUAGUCAGAGUGGAAACCUUAGAAAUCAUCAAUGGACUCACACGGGGGAGAAACCAUUUCAAUACAUAGAGUGUGGAAAGAGCUUCACUGAGAGUGGACAUCUUACAAAACAUCAACAAACUAAUACAGGGGAGUAACCAUAUAAGUUCCAGGGAAGUGGACAGAGGUUCUGUUGAAGUGGAAGUCUUACAAACCAUCACAAGACUCCGAGGCCUAAAAGCUGUAAGAGUGGAAACUACAAGCAAUCAAUUAACUCAAAGAAGAGAAAUUGUUUAAACAGAAGUAUUGUAGAUUUUACUUUGAUUAUUAUGGAACGCUUUUUAGACUGUAGAACCUGUUUCUCUCAAUAACAUUGAUGUUAGAGAAACUGUCCACUCGGAGAGAAACAGGUUCUACACUCGAAAAAGCAUUCCAUAAUAAUCAUAAUAAUCAAAUAAUAAUCUCUGUGUAAUUAAGAAGAACAGAGAGACUCUGGGUACAGCUAUUCCAGAGAAUGGGUUGUUUGUGCUUAGAGACUGUUCUGAAUAUUCUGCAGUAGUUAGUAAUGCUCAAAAAGUGUUUAAGAAUGAGCCUAUGCACAAAAACUGCAUUCAUUUACUUCACCGCAGAUUAGGACAUGCUAAUUGGGAAAAUGUGUUGAAAAUGCCUGAUUUAACUGAAGGAUGCAAGUUGCAGAAUUGUGAAAAGUAUCUAGACUGUAACGUUUGCAAGAAAGUUAAAAGUCACAGAGGUUCUUAUCCUAGAAGUGACAGGGUGUCUGAAGUCCCGUUUCAGCUAGUCCAUGCUGACGUGUCAGGACCGUUCCCUGAGAGCAGGGGUCGUUCAUGUUUUGCCCUUAUAAUUGUGGACGAUGCCACACGUUUUGGCUGGUGUUAUCCCAUGAAGCACAAAGGUGAAGUGUUCACCAAGUUUAAAGGUUGGGUUGCUAUGGUUGAAAGGCAAUUUGACCGUAAAGUCAGGAAACUCCAAUCGGACAGAGGAGGAGAAUUUAUGUCUGGGGCAUUCCAUAAUUGGCUUCAAAAUAAGGGCAUAGGGCAUAGGAAAACAAAUCCUUUUAGUCCUGAAGAGAACGGCCUUGAGGACGCAGGUCUUUCAAUUGUCUUUGGGCGGAAUUGAUGUUAACUGCUAAUUAUUUGCAGAACAGGUUGUUCCAUAGUGCCAUUGGUACAAUGCCAUACUUCGAAUUGUUUAAAAAACAGCCUACAGUUGACCACCUGCAUACAUUUGGAGUACAGGCAUGGGUACACAUUCCCAAAUCCCAGAGAAGCAAAGGUGACCCUAAGUCCAAGCUGCUUGUGUUUGUCGGGUACCAAGAUCUUGGCAAAGGGUACCGGUUUGCUGAAGGGCUGAGUGGGCUUGUAAUCUCCAGACCAGAAACGCAACAUUUUGUGAGCAAAAGGGCUGGGAGAAACUGCACGCUAACUCAGAAGUCUGGUUACAAUAUUCUCAAAAGUUUACUGGCACUAAAGAGCAAAGAGGAGGGAGUACAGAUUCUGAGGGGGAGGAAGAUAAGGAAGUGCAGGUGCAAAGAGGAAAUAAAAGAGUGUUAUGUUCAGACUCAGAGCAGGAGGAUAGUUCGCCUGUUGCGAAGCAACGGCAAGGGGGGCUGCAGACUGAGGGGGAUGGGAGUAAAGAGGAAGAAAGUUUUUUCUCCGAGACGUUCUAAGAGGGAGAACAAGGGAAUUCCUCCGAAAAGAUUUUCCCAAGAUACAGUCAAUGUUUUUCAUGUAGCCUGUGAACCUGGAGGUUCCAGGAGGUUUUGAAACUUCCAGGGGAAGAAGCAAAUCUCUGGAUGCGGGCCAUGAGAGAAGAGAUGGAUUCUCUUAAAGAACAUGAUGUUUUUACAGCCAUGUCACCACCCAAAGGAGUCAUGACCAAACCAUUGGCAUGUGUAAAAAAAAAAGAAACUGAUGUGCGAAAAUUUGGGUUUGUUUGAAAAAAUGAGUUAAAAGCACUUUGCUUAUGCUCAGGAGCUAAUUGCUUAGGUGUGUUCACUGUGAGGGGUGUUAGAGAUUUGACCUCUCUGUGUGAACGUGCAGCUCAACACACCACACCAAUUAAGCACCUGGUUAAUGACUCAGCUCUGCUCGUAGCUGAAAUCUGCCCAGAGAUAGUAACCUAGCAACAAUUUCAGAGAUAGUAACCUAGCAACAGCUAGUUGAUCGGUGUAAGGAACAAUAAAGAUAGAGACCAACAUGUGCUCAGUGUGGAGAGUUAGUGGAGAUGGUGUAUGGUGUGAGAGGUUUGGUUAAUGCGAGAGAGAGAAUUAGGAUUACUGAUCUAUGUACUGUUUGUUGUUUUCUUGUAAAUAAACCUGUAUAUAGUUACUCAGUACUAGUAGCAGUGAGUUCCUGUGUCAAGCUACUUGCCUUCAACUGCGACCAGGAAGUUUUCCCUGUGCCUGUGCUUACUCUGCUGAAGUCCAACUGGUGUAGUUGGCAUUUACAGACAGCCUACAACAGUUUUGAGAGUACAACUCCCAUCAUCCGUGACCACUGAACCUGUUAGCUAGGGAUGAUGGAAGUUGUAGUCCCAAAACAUCUGGAGGGCUGAGUUUGAGGAUGCCUGACUUAAUGUGUGUGAAUCUGGAGUGGUGGGGAUGAGUGAUGAUGAGAUGAGGGAAAGCUGGUUUUUGGUUUUGUGGAAGAGAAUUGGAAAUGUUUGAAGUUGGGACUGAAGAGUUGUGAAAAGUGGAGUGUGAGUCUCAUGAUAUUGCUUUGGAAGCAGGGCUGGUAGUAGUAGUAGUAGUAGUAGUAAUUGGAAAUUGAGAGAGCGGUUGCUGAACAGCUUGGCAGGAUUCUGGAGGAAACAUCAGCUUUGGAACCAAUUCAGUCCGGUUUGCAUUAUGGUUUUGGGACCGAGACAGCUCUGGUCGCCCUAACAGAUGAUCUCUGUAGACAACUGGACCGAGGGAGGUCGGGACAGCUGAUUCUCUUCAAUUUGUCAGCAGCCUUUGACAUGGUCGAUCAUGAUCACCUGGACCACCGCAUAGCCCGACAAUGGCUGUGCUCUUUUAUCUCUGGUUGGGGACUAGGGAGGCUCUAGGGAGGGAGAUGCCGCCGCGCCACUCCUUGGUGUGUGGAGUGCUGCAGGGCGCAAUCCUCUCCCCGAUGCUUUUUAACAUCUUUCAUAGAAUCAUAGAGUUUGAAAAGACAACAAGGGCCACCCAGUCCAACCCCCUUGCCAGGAUUGUCCAGAGCUUUGGGCUGCGUUGUCACCAAUAUGCUGAUGACACUCAGCUCUAUCUGUUGAUGGAUGGCCAUACCGACUUGGCCCCAGACACACUGACCAGAUGCUUGGAAGCUGUGGCUGGAUGGCUACGUGGGAGCCGGUUGAAGCUAAAUCCUUCAAAGACAGAGGUCCUCUGGCUGGGACGGGAUGGCAUGGGAAUGAGGGACCAACUCCAUUAUAUUGUGGGGGCUGCCCUUGAAGCUGUCGCAGAAACUCCAGCGGGUGCAGAAUGCUGCAGCGAGGCUCCUCACAGGGUCCCUGCCAUGAGAGCAUAUUCACCCAGUGCUUUUCCAGCUGCACUGGCUCCUGGUGGAGUACAGGGUCAGAUUAAAGGUGCUGGUCUUGACCUUUAAAGCCCUUUACGGCCCAUAACCCUCGUACUUAUGGGACCGUCUCUCCCGGUAUGCCCCGCGGAUGACCUUCAGGUCCAUAAACAGUAACACCUUAGAGGUCCCAGGCCCGAAGGAAAUCAGAUUAGCCUCAACUAGAAGCAGGGCCUUCUCAGCACUGGCCCCAACCUGGUGGAACGCUCUGUCUCCUGAGACCAGGGCCCUGCGGGAUCUGAUUUCUUUUCGCAGGGCCUGUAAAAUAGAGUUGUUCCACCUGGCAUUUGGCCUGGAGCCAACCUGAUCCCCCCCCCCAAUUUUCCCUUUCCCUUCCGUAUGAGACUCCAUUUUUAAUUUUAAUUUUAACGUAUUUAGUCUUGUUCUUAAGUUGUAUUUUAAUCGGUUUUAUAUCUUGUGUUAGCCGCUCUGACCCCGGACUUGGCUGGGGAGGGCGGGGUAUAAAUAAAAAAUGAUUAUUACUAUUAGUAGUAGUAGCAGCAGCAGUAGUAAAUAUGGCCUGCCCAUCUGGCUGGGUUUUCCCAGCCACUGUAGACAGCUUACAGGUAAACUAAAACCAUGAACAAAAACAUCAAGCAUAAUAAACCUCCUGAUAAAGGGCUACCUUCUGAUGUCUUCUAAAAGUUGUGUAGUUCUUUAUCUCCUUGACAUUGGAAGGGAGGGCUACUGCCAAGAAGGCCGUCUGCCUGGUUCCCUGUAACUUUGCUUCUCUGUUUUAUACACACACACACACACACACACACACACACACACACACACAGAGUGGGGCCUCGCAAGACGAAAUUAAUUCGUUCCGCGAGUCGUUUCUUACUGUGAAAAUUUCGUCUUGUGAAGCGCGGUUGUGCAAUUUAAAACAAACCGGGGGAAAUUCGGCUUGCGAGUCUCCAAAAAAAAAUCGCAAAGCACUUUCGCCUUGCGCGUUUUUCGUUGUGCGAGGCAUUCGUCUUGCGAGGCACCACUGUAUAUAUUCUCCCACCCCCAGAGGCUGGGUCCAUCUCUAUGCUUCACAGAUGACCUUCAGUGCAAACUUGGGCGGGGGUGGGACACCCCACUUUGGGGCUGGCUUGCCUGGAUCAGCCCCUCCCCUCCCCCUCAACUAAUCCCCAGAAUGAAGGGGGAGGGGGGAGCCCUUCCCUACUCUUCUGAUGUGGGUUGUGUGAAGCACCAAACCAUUAUCCCACAGGAUCCACCCGUGGAUCCCAUAUCUGUGGGAACAGAGGAGAGAAACAGAACAGCCCACCCCCCUGUCCUAAAAUGCCUCACCAGAGCAAAGCACCUGCUCUUCCUGAGACUGGAGUGAGUGAUGGGGGGAAGAGGAAGAAAAUGGGCAGAGAACCCCCUCCAAAUGCAGUGUGCAUGACUGCAUGUCUUCUGGCAGGGAGAACAAUCCACAGGGGAGGGGUGUGUUUCAGCAAGGUCUGGAUGUGACCCAGUCAGCCUGGCCAGACCUCCAUCAUGAUUUGGCUGUGUUGCCUGGAUCAUGCCUUAACAUCCUCAAGGAAGGAUUCAUUCUUUUCUGGUAUCUUUAUCUGGUGGUUUCCCGCCUCUCCCUAUGUUGUACCUUAUUUCUGUGCCUCAUUAAAAUAAA